CACUGAAUGAGCCAACAAUAGACUACGGCUUCCAGAGAUUACAAAAAGUCAUCCCUAGACACCCGGGAGACCAAGAAAGAUUACCAAAGGAGGUAAUUUUAAAGAGAGCAGCGGACCUGGUGGAGGCCCUAUACGGGAUGCCUCACAAUAACCAGGAGAUGAUUCUGAAGCGAGCAGCAGACAUCGCAGAGGCCCUCUACACAACAGUGCCACGAGGGCACAACCAGCUAGCCAGUCUUGGCAGCGGCUCCGUCCACGCCGGCAUGAUGGCCGUAAACUCUUUCACCGGGUCGGAGGUGGCGCAAACAGCCAAUCAGGGUUUCAGUAGGAGUACAAGCAGUGUGUCUCCUCAUGGCUAUGUCCCCAGCUCCACUCCCCAGCAGAGCAGCUACAGCUCUGUCUCCUCUAGCAUGAAUGGCUACGCUAACUCUGGCAUGGCAACCCUGGGCACCUCACCCAACUUCCUCAACGGAUCUGCAGGCAACUCGCCCUAUGCUAUCGUCCCGUCCAGCCCGACCAUGGCGUCCUCCACCAGCCUGCCCUCCAACUGCAGCAGCUCCUCCGGCAUCUUCUCCUUCUCUCCAGCCAACAUGGUCUCGGCCGCCGUCAAACAGAAGAGCGCCUUCGCCCCCGUCGUCCGACCUCAGAACUCCCCUCCGCCCACGUGCACCAGCGCUAACGCAAACAGCCUGCAAGACCAGUCUUUUGUGGACUCUAGCAAGUACUCAUCAGCCAGCUCUCUGCAGGGCCUGGCCUUCUCCUGAACAGCGAUCCCCGCGAUGAUUGUUCCACCCAUGUAGAGGAUGUGGGAAGCUGGAAGUUUUGGGGGGAUGUUGAGAGGAGGGGGGGAGAAAAAGAAUCACAGCAGCGGCGUCUGGCGAGUCUCUGUUAUGCUCCGGAGCUUAACUGAAGGAAGUCAAGAUAAGACGCAGGACUCUGUUAAACUCAGGCCUUUCCAGUGGGAUUUCAUCUGAAGGAGGGAGAAGAUAAAGGAGGACAAUUUGAGCCUUUGUGAUGUUUUCUUUCUUUUUUUUUUCCUCAAUUGGUUGAAUUAGUGUAGCUUCUCUAACACCGUGUUGGAUGGAGUGUAAAGACACUGAUAGUUUGCCCACAGUGUGACACUGACCUCAUGAAAAAAUAAAUAAAGCAUUUAUUUAUCUUUACGUUGACGACUAUAAGCUUUGCGUUCUGGAGCCCCGCCCCCUCACCCAACCCGUACAGUUCAGUUUUGGUUCAGACGUGAAACCACAUGCCGCGAGAACGCCAGGAAACUCAUAAAAGAACAAAAAAAAAGAAAACACCCUCAAUUUUUUGCUGCUAAUUUCCCCACAAACCUUUCAAAAAAAGAAAUCAAUAAAUGAAACUAAAUAAACCCUGUGCUGCUUCAGCAUCGGAAACAAAUGCCUUUUCCUUGACCCCUGUCUCGUUUGAACUGUUUGAAUUUUAAUUCAAAAGAGGAAAACUGUGAGGACUGAGCUGUUUGCAAUAUCUGCUUGUCGUGUGAAGACAAAAAGGUGUAAGUUUUAGCCAAAAUUUGAACUUUUUGUUUGAGAUCUGAGCAACAACUUGAAAAGCCAGAGGAUGUGUGUGCGCGUCCAGCCAGCACUGUACUGAAGAAGCCUAUCUUAGAAUAAAUGCGUGAUAUAUGUGAUAUAUUUUUGUAUAUAUAAAAAGUUGAGACUUUUUUUUUCCAUUUGGCAUCAAUUUUCUUUUUUUUUUUUUCCUUUUUUUUUUUUGCAAUAGCUAUAGUUUGAAAUGUAAACAUUAUACAGUAACGUCUUAAGGCAGCUUCUCAGCACAGACGAUAGAUUUACUUCAUGUUGUCGGUAUCUCAUCUGCUAAACGUGACAAACAUGGAUUUGGAUACAAAAAGGGGAGUCGUGUAAAAUAUCCUAUAAAUAAUGUAUUUAUCCCUCAUGUGUACAUUGACUCUCACCCCCCGUUUAGUUGUGUUGUGUACGUUUCUUACAGUAACUGAACAUACUUCAGUGCUUUUCUUAUGUAUUGUCGUCUCUCACUAUUUAAAUGUGGCAGUUCAACUUUUUUUCUAGUUUUUACUUCUUUCUUUUUUGCCAUUAUUUGUUGAUUCAAAAACAUGCCAUUGUCUAUUUUUGUAUUAUUUGUAAGUUAAUAAAAAAGUCAGUUUUCUUUUUUUUUUUUUCUUAUAAAAUGUUUAUUGUAUGGCAAAAAGUAGCAUCUUUACAGAGUAUUUGGUUGAGGUAGAUUUUUUAAGAAUAUAAACACAUUAAUAUAUAUACUGUAAAUCUAUAUCUUUUUUUGUUUGUUUGUUUGAGGCUUUUAGAUGGAAACUGUUCUUGAACUGAUAAUAUGCAUGGGUUCUCCUCCUGAGUGACUUUGUAUGUGUGUGUGUGCGUGUGUGUGGAAACCAAGAGAUGCAAAGAAUUGCUCUGUUUUCUUUCUUCUUUCUUUUUUUGUGUGUGUGUUCCUCUUUUUUCCACCCCUCUUUGUUCUUUAUUUUAUGUUAUUUAUGCCUGCUUACAUUACAGUAUCUAUAUACUCUUUCUUUUUGUUUUUGUCACUGUAAUCUUUACCAGCAGUCUAGAUGCCUUAACAAUGCAAACCCAUUCUCCAUUCAAUCAUGUUGUACAGUUUUCUACCCCUUCACCACAAUUGUCUAUUGCCACAGAGGAAUUCACGAGAAACUUGGGGACAAAGCACAAACCCGCUCUGUUUGGUGCUGAAGCCAGACUAGAACACAAAGAGCCAUAAAUUCAACAAUCUCACACACACACACACACACGCCCCCCUCGAAUGUGCUAAAUGUUACAGCGACGGCACGCUUUGAAAGGCGGGCAUAGCGGGCCGAGUCCACAAGGCUUUUUAACUGCACAUUAGUGUUGAAAGAAACACGUUUUUUAACAGCCUUUUUUUUAAUAAUGAGAUGAUUUCAACAGCAUGAUGGGAAUAUUUCCUCAAACCAGUGGAUGGAAACAGCUUCACAUCACCUAAUUGUAGUUUAGAGGAGGAAAACAAACACUUGUCGCAACACAAUUUUAAUCUCACACACGUCGACUCCUGUAUCUGACAGCUGAUUACCCCCCGACCCACACACACACACACACACACACACAAACACACACACACAGUCCUGCUCUCUUUACAUUAGCUGCUGGACAAUGCAGGCUCAUUACAAACAACAAACAUGUGAAGGAAGCAUUAAAAAGCAGCUUCUUGGCCCAUCAAC
This is a messenger RNA of Austrofundulus limnaeus, 3205 nucleotides long. RefSeq names its product transcription factor COE1. NCBI's taxonomy places the organism in Eukaryota, Metazoa, Chordata, Actinopteri, Cyprinodontiformes, Rivulidae. Gene Ontology annotation, molecular function: DNA-binding transcription factor activity; DNA binding. Gene Ontology annotation, biological process: regulation of DNA-templated transcription. The record is from RefSeq and is a predicted model, not a curated record.